CCGAUGGACGGCGAGGCCUGCGAGAUCGCGCGGCUGCCGGAGGAGCUCCUCUCGGCGGCGCUGGCCCGCACCUCCACGCGCGACGCCUGCCGCGCCGCCGCGGCCUCCCCGGCCUUCCGCGCCGCGGCCGACUCCGACGCCGUCUGGGCCUGCUUCCUGCCCCGCGACCUCCCGCCGCUCGCCGACGGGGAGCUGCCCGACGCGCCGCGCAAGAAGGACCUCUUCCUCCGCCUCUCUGACGGCCCCGUCCUCCUCCCGGACAGGCGCGUGAGCAUGUGGCUGGACAGGGAGACCGGCGCCAAGUGCUACAUGCUGUCCGCGAGGGGCCUCACCAUCAUAUGGGGCGACACGCCGCAGUACUGGAGCUGGAUCCCUCUCCCAGACUCGAGGUUCUCUGAAGGCGCCCAACUGCGGAACGUUUGCUGGCUCGAAAUCCGUGGAAAGAUACAGAGCAAGAUGCUGACGGAAGACACUAUUUAUGCUGCUUACAUAGUGUUCAAGCUGAAAGAACGUUCCAGUGGUCUGGAUAAUCCGGCCCAGGAGGCAACGGUUAGUCUCGGAGAAACCAGCUUAACCCGCAAGGUGUGCUUCCAUGGCUACGAUGACGAUGGUGAGGCUGGUGGAGUGCCCGAGAACUACCGGCCGAUGAAUUUACUCCCACAGCAAAGGAUCAGGAGAAGGAACGGCCGUCCAGUUCCUCAUGGAGAGAAUGUGGGGCAGCCUCAGAAGAGAGCCGACGGCUGGAUGGAGCUGGAGCUGGGCGAGUUCUUCAACGAGGGGGGUGAUGACGGCGAGGUGUCCUUCAGCCUGCUGGAGGUUAAAGGUGGGCACUGGAAGAGCGGGCUCAUUGUGCAGGGCAUCGAGAUCAGACGCAAGGCAUCGGGCUGAGGAUCGUGCUUCUAGGAUGAUCAAAC
Lolium rigidum is the source of this 914-nucleotide messenger RNA. Its product is annotated as F-box protein PP2-B10-like. The record is from RefSeq and is a predicted model, not a curated record. The transcript has 3 exons. Lineage: Eukaryota; Viridiplantae; Streptophyta; Magnoliopsida; Poales; Poaceae. Gene Ontology annotation, molecular function: protein binding. The coding region runs from base 4 to 888 and encodes 294 amino acids.